This is a messenger RNA of Hypanus sabinus (Atlantic stingray), 4140 nucleotides long. RefSeq names its product THAP domain-containing protein 5-like. The coding region runs from base 907 to 2235 and encodes 442 amino acids. The record is from RefSeq and is a predicted model, not a curated record. NCBI's taxonomy places the organism in Eukaryota, Metazoa, Chordata, Chondrichthyes, Myliobatiformes, Dasyatidae. The transcript is spliced from 3 exons.
AUGGAUACAAUGAUGAAUAGGUACUUGAUGGACAUGGAACUUGCAUUCUUGAUUUUUUUUUGCUCGGUUUUGUCUUUUGCAUGUUAAUUGGUUGUGUAGCUUUUCCAUUGAUACAGUUGUAGAGAAAAUUAAUGUCAGGGUAGUUUAUGUUGUCAUAUAUGCACUUCGAUAAUAAAUCUACUUUGAGCUUUGGUUGGCCAACAGCCCAAUUCUUUCCUGUGUGACUUUGAAUAAAGGAGGCAUUCUUGUUGUAUUAUAUUCAGAUAUAAUGUGACAACUCCUUAAUCCAUAGUAUCUUAACAACUUUCCAAUACACAUCUUCCAUGUGUUGAUUUUUAAAAUAUUUAUUCAAAGGAAGUGGACUUUGCAGGCUGAGCCAACAAUUAAACACCCAUUAUUAACUGUCUUUGUGCAGGUGGUGCUGGUGAACUGCCCUUUUAAAACACUACAGUCCUUGAAGCAUUGAGUAUGCCAACAAUGUUGUUAUGGAGAGCACUAGGUACACCUGCAAUGCUGUUGUGGAGGGCGUUGGUUAUUGCUGCAACACUGUUGUUGUGGAGGGAUUCGCAGGAUUUGGUAGAAUGACAGUGAUGCCAGUUUUCUAAAUGUGUUCCUUGGUAUCAAAACUUGUGUUUGUACAUUGGGAACUUAUGCAGGUACUAGUUAAUUAUUGACUAUAACUGGUUAAUUAAUUACAGGCAGAGGUGUGAAAGCAGUUAAAUGUAAAUCAAUUACUAUAAUGUGUGCUAAAUACCUCUCAUUCAGUAUUAAUUCUCAGCUUUGUGAAAAUAAUCCAAUAGAAAAGUAGUGCACUGUACCCAAGUUUAGAGUCAAUGUCAAGCUUUUUUUUGUGAACACAGCUAUAAAAUUAAAAGGUGAGGGGUUUUGAAAGUGUCAGAACUGUCGAUGUGUUUGAUCACAGCUAAUAAUAAAGGAUUUUUUGUGCGAACAGUUGAUGUUUCAAGAGAGGUUCAUGUCCCAGUACAACAACCUUCACUGAGCUCUUCGCAGAAAAGGAAAGCAAUUGCUAGAUCAAAUGGAAAUAAACGUCAAAAACAGAAGUUGGAAGCUCAAAGCAAAGAAGAACUUUUGCAGCCAAAGGAAACUGUUCCAGAUCAGUCUCCUGCAUUGACCGAGUCACAUGCUCUUACUGUCCUAACCAUACCAACUGAAUCAACUUGUUUAACAAGGGCAACAACAUCAAAUUCAGUAACUGAAUUUGUUAAGGUUGAACCAUUUGAUGACUCUAUAUCCCAAAGAAUGACACCAAGUACCACAUCUUUACCAAAUAUGGCAGUGAAUUCCUUUGGUUCACUACAGAUAGCCAAAGUGGAACCAUCUCAAAUUUCUCAAGAAGAGCAAUCAGUGUUACCAUCUGAAAAUGUGGCAGCCAUUGAAACUGUGCAACUUGCAUCAAUGUUGGCAUCAAUUGAUUCUGUAGGAGCCACUACAAUGCUCCCAUCUGUUGAAACUUUACAGUGUACACCAUUGCAGCCAUGUGAUGAACCAAAGUCAACAUUUACAUCAAUUGAAAUUGCACUACCGGCACAAGACCAACAAGAUGUUGAAACAUUGUCAUCCUCCCAACAGGAGCCUCCUAUACUAGUCCUUUCUGCCUUUGCAACACCUGCUUUUGAGAAUGUGGCUUAUUUAGCUGUAGAGUCAACUUCAGAAGCAUUAUCGCCCACAAACCUACCUUCUCAGACACCAUAUUUACUGACUGCAGUAACUGAGCCUCUGAAAUCUGUGCCUGCUUUUGAAACAAUGCUGAUGUUGCCCUCUACAUUCAUUAUGCCAAUUAUGUUAGCUCUACCAGUUGACCCAAACCAUUCAGCUAUAGCUCCGGAGACAAUUAUUGCGGCAGUUGAAACAGUUGUGACCACACAAUGUGAUACACAGGAAGUGCAAGAUGAACAUUCAUAUUACAAAAAUGACUUCACCGUUGAACAGCUUGAAAAGAUUGUGGCUAGGCUGCAGAGGAAAGUGAAAGUUAUACAGCAACGAGAGAGGAGGAAUUCAGCCCGUCUAAAAGCUAUGGAAAGUCUUGUGGACCAACUGAGAAAGGAAAAUAUUAUAUCAGAGGAGAAAUUGAAAAUAAUGGAGAUGACCUGCUCACAGACAAAUGGUCAGGCGAUGAAUCCCUCUGGUACUGUCACAGUCAUUUAUGAAGAUGAUGGAAAUCUAAUUUACACACUUCAACAGUCACCGAUUGAAGAUGUUAAUCAUGUCCCUUGAAGGAGAUGUUCAAUUUUAAGAAUAAUUGAUUAUUAUUCAUUGUACAGUUAUUUGUUCAUAAAAAAGUAUUUUUAAUGAAAAGAUUAAAUUAUGUUUUAUUUCUACCAUGACUCUGUUAUCAGCUUUCCUUAAUCCAAUUGCAGUGAUGAUCUCGACUAGAUGGAGUGUGGUGUGCUUGAAUAAACUGAAGAAACCUUUGAGAUAUUGUUCUCUUCAGCCUUUUUGUAAUUAGAUUAUCUUUUUAUUUUGCACAUGUACAUCAAAACAUUCAGUGAAAUUUGUUGUCUUGCAUCAGUGGUCAACACAGUCCGAAUUUGUGCUGUAUUGCCAUGUUACCAGUGCCAAUAUGACAUCCCACCGCACAUAGUAAAUAUCACUAUGUUUACAAUUCCAAUGGUUAUAAUUUUCCAACCACCUAACUUUGGAAACCUAUUUCAGUCUAUGAAUAAUAAAUUUUUUAUCUUUGAAUUACAAACAAGAGAAAAUCUGCAGAUGCUGGAAAUCCAAGCAACACACACAAAAUGCUGGAGGAACUCAGCAGGCCAGACAGUCCUGAUGAAGGGUCUUGGCCCAAAAUGGUGACUAUUUACUGUUUUUCCAUAGAUGCUGCCUGGCCUGCUGACUUCCUCCAACAUUUUGUAUGUAUCUCUUGUUGAAUUGGUAGUUUAUACCAUUUUAUAAUUCCACAGUUUGAUUUUCUUUGCUGGUUUGAGUUUUUGUUUGUUCUGCAGCUAAAGGUCUAGAUUUCUUUCUUGCACACUCUCAUAUGUGAACCUUAGAGUAUUUUUAACCUGAUGGCUGCUAAUAUUGAAUUUGUGGGGGACAAUUUCCCAGCAUAUAAAAGGUUUGAAGUGGGCAAUAUAGCUGCCACAGGAAAUUGUGUUCUUUUAUGGAAAUAAAAUUGAGAAAUUUGUGAAAGAAAAACAAUGCUCUUUUUUCAGCUAUGCCUCAGUGGUAGCAUUCUCAGCCUGAUUCUCAGUCUGUGCAUUCAGGCCACCAUCCUAUCUGCUGUAUAUUGAUAUUCCAAUGUUGUAGUGUAGAUUUAAUUCCAAUGCUGUUCUGUUGCAGAUAGUCUCUUGGCUGUAAUGUUAGCUGUUUCACUAUUGCAGGUAAAGUAAUACCUGGUAUUUUUAAAGUAGAGCUGAGGAUUUUUUCCUGGCAUCCUAGACAAUCUUUAUCCAAAAUGACUAAGUUUAUGGAACAUUAUGCGCAAAUUAUUUAAGAUGAUAACUAGACUUCACAAAUUAUACUUUUUAAAAAUAAGAACUGAAUAUACUGUAAAAUGCUGAAGGACAUUCCAGAUUUGAGAGACAUUUAUAUUUAGUCCAGACUGUCAAGAUUUUAUAUCUAACUCAGGUAAGUUAAAUUUCUCGGGCAUUUUGAUGCAAUAAUUCAUCGGGUGGGGAGAGGGUAAAGGAAAUUAUUCUAAAUAAUAUUCUGCAGUUUAAUUUUCAUUAGAAAGGCAGGAACAAGCUUAACUCUAGAGCUACCCGGCUGAAAUAUAAUCAUCAGUUUCACUGUUCAGAUAACCACAAUAUCAGAAGCAAUAUCAGAAACAAUAUCAGAAACAGUAGCAGAGGAAAUAAUUGAGAACAUAAUGGAAAUCAUAUCUCAAAGCUAUUAGGCAAAGCAAUCCAGUAGAAGGAAAGCUAGAAACAUUCUAUUUUAUUAAGCAUUUGGCUAUUCAAUGAAUUCACCAAAUUGUGCAGUAAGAAAUGAUACUUCAUUAAGUUUUGACCAAAUUAUCUUCUGAGUCUGAAGCUCAAAGGGACUGAUGCACGAGGAUUCUGACUUUGAUUGUGAAUGUGAAAAAAUGCCAUAGUACGACUUUGAAGAGCAGCAGGGGUUUAUUUCUGCUGUCCCGUCCAAUGUUUAGUUAUGAUUAAUUAAAAAUACUACUGAUCA